AUGAUGGACCCAGACCUCAACAAUAAGCUCGAUAGACUACUCACUCUAUUGGAAGCACAGCUAGAGCUUACCAGACAGGGUCAUCGAGAGGAACGAUUACAACGAGCUCAACUGAGCAGGGAGGAGACAAUGGACCUCUCUCACUCAGAAGACCAAGCAGGAGGAGGAGAUGAGUCUAUGAUAGGAGACCCACAUACUCCUACUCCAGCUCCACGACCAAGACGAUCAGUCUCAUUCAACCUGGAUGAGCAGGAGGAUGUCAACUACGAGAAGUAUGCUUCACCCAUGGGGCCAAGAUAUGUCAAGUCCAGGGUGGAUCCAUAUAACAAGAGCAGGACAGAUCACUAUGCUCUUGAUCAGGAGGAGGACUCUAGCAUCAUGGCAGAGCUUAACUGGUCAAAGCCCAUCGCCACCCCCUUUCCAAAGUUCAAUCCCCAAGACAUGGAGAUCUUCAUUCUAGAAGCCGAAGCAUGGUUUAAGUUCAACCAGGUGUAUGAGCAGACUAGGAUGAUCAACCACAUGGGUGCUCAACUAGAAGGGACAGCAAGAGAGUGGUGGACCUCCAAGCUCCAUAUUGAUAGAGCUAGAGAAGGAAGGUUGUUCAAUGAUUGGCACUACUUCACAGAGCGACUGUCAGAGCAGUUCAACCCAUGCAAUGCUAGGAUGGAGGCAUACAACAAGCUGUUGGCUCUCAGACUCACAAGUGAUGCUCCUGGUGCUGCCACAUGUCAUGUAGAGUGGUUCAGAGACUUGGAGGGACAGGUCAACCUAGAUGACAACGAGCUAGUGAUUGAUCUCUUCAGAGGAAGUCUCACUCGCAGCAUACAGGAGAAGUUCGAGAGGAAUCCACCUGGGAAGAGAUGGGAGUGGUAUCGAGAGGUCAAGGAGAACGAUCGACAGAGGAUGCUACUACAGCAGUCCUCGGCUAGACACUUCCAAAUGCCAUGCCACCUCCACUAA
Ustilago hordei is the source of this 960-nucleotide messenger RNA. RefSeq lists its product as uncharacterized. The record is from RefSeq and is a predicted model, not a curated record. The coding region runs from base 1 to 960 and encodes 319 amino acids. Lineage: Eukaryota; Fungi; Basidiomycota; Ustilaginomycetes; Ustilaginales; Ustilaginaceae. The transcript has a single exon.